AUGCACGCUUCCGCCAACUCCGACUACCUGGAUGCGGCGCUAGUGGCGUUGAUGUGGUACCUCUACGGUCGUGGUUCUGAGGCUGAGCAAUUGGAGAAAGCCCCGUUGUGUGUAUACCCCGGCGGUAUGAUAUUUCUCCGCUUUAAGCGUGUGAAGACUGCUUCGCAACAGGGAAUCUCCCUGUUUAAGGAUCCUAACGAUCCCUUCACGUGCCCGUUACACGUGCUAGCUGUCGCUCUCGCCCGUCAACCCGCUCCAGGAACUCGCAUCUUCUCGCAAUUUGCUGCCGUACCUGCGCUGUCCGCGUCCGACGACCAAGACGACGAUGGCGAGCUGAGGCUGAUUGCGCAGCUAGACCGCGAGCUUGCGGAAGCACCUACAUGCAAGACUCCACAGCCAUGUCGAGCCAACUCGGCCCCUGGUGCCCAAGCUUAUAUGAAUAGACUAUUAGUCACGGUUAGUGGGCUGCCAGCAGCAAAGGAGAGUGGACUCACGAAGGGACUUACCUCGCACUCCUUCAGAAGAGGUGGGGUCAUGCACGCCAACGCCGACAGUCGCAUUAGCCCGAACUGGGUUGUUGAACACGGGGGCUGGAAUAUGUCGCGCGUGAGCAAGGCGUUUUCCUACAUGCUGAACACAACACAUGAAGAUCAACAAGUUGCGCGCCAAUUGAGCGGGUGGAACCCGCAAGCAGGCGCCCGACUUCCAGACCUUACCGCCCUGGACGGAGUUGUCCGAGCGCGCGUGGAGAAGCUGCAGGAUCUCCUCUUCGCUGCUGUGCUCGAAGUGUUGAUGGCGACCUUGAUCCUUCACUUCCCCGAGAUGGACCGCCAUCGCUUGGAUAGCCCGUACGUCCGUCGCAUUCAUGAAGCCCUUGGUGUCCUCAACAUACAAGCCUCCGAGCUGUUGGCAUGGUCGAUCACCCUCCGAGCUGCAUUCAAUCCACCGGCAGAAGAGAAACAAGAAACAGUGGCCGAGUCCUCUCAAAACAUGUUCCGUAUUCUCGAAAAGCUGUCGCAGCAGCUCGACGAGCUAUUGCUCCGCCAAACACGCAAAACAAACACUACCGAGCAGCAGCACGAAGACGUUGAGCAGUCGCAGCCAAAGCGCGCGCGCAAACGUGCCUCCAAAGCGCUAUCGACAGUGGUUCACUGCUGUACCACGCAUCUGCACCCGGCCUCGCCAGCGUACAAGGCGGAGGUCCACGCUGUGGGAGUCGAAGCCGAGAAGAAGACGCUUGAAUACUUGGGUGCACAAGGCUCACAGGCUGUAGCCGUUGGCUCGGUCGUCAAAGCCAUGCGUGCGCUUCACAAAGCAGGCCACCUUUCCGUCCUCCUUGACCAGUUUCGCGAGCGCUACUAUGAAGGCGAAGUCGUCGACCUGACACCCAAUUCCGCCCUUCCGCCAUUCCUGCGCUUCACCUAA
This is a messenger RNA of Phytophthora sojae, 1425 nucleotides long. RefSeq lists its product as hypothetical. Gene Ontology annotation, molecular function: DNA binding. Gene Ontology annotation, biological process: DNA recombination; DNA integration. The transcript has 5 exons. Lineage: Eukaryota; Oomycota; Peronosporomycetes; Peronosporales; Peronosporaceae. Bases 1 to 1425 code for a protein of 474 amino acids. The record is from RefSeq and is a predicted model, not a curated record.